AUGGCAGCAAUGAGACCACCUCGUUUGCAGGUAGGCUCCGAGGCUUGGAUAUCCGAGGAGCGAAAUGCAGCCUUGCAAAUUGUUCAGUCAGAGGUGGAAGAAUUUUCAUACUCUGCCCGGAAUGAGUUGGACUGGCUCAACGAACAUAUGGCUGGCAUCUUCAACGAGAAUGAAACAAAUUUUGCAGAGAUUUUCAAAACUCCGGGGAAGCUUCGAGGGAAAACACCUAGGACUGCAAAUCGUGCGAAACUUACAGAAACGCGUGUGCCUCUCUCCGAGGUGUUCUCUGCAACUCCGCUUGGCGUUUCAAGCCCCUUGAAUAAGAAUCAACGCGCAAUAAGUAGAAACGCUGAAAGAAGCUCCCCCAGCCCUCUUCGACCGCAAAACUCCCGCCUGGCUGUGUUUUCAUCGAAACAGUCAAUACAUGGAACCCAAGACUCUGGCUACUUUGGAAGCCAAGAUGUCGCCCCGGUGCAUAUUCACAUGGAUACGGACUUUGAAGAUGAGGAAACUUCCUGCCAGAUGAAUGCAAAGCCCACAACUACGAUGUCACCAGAGAAAAAUCCAGCAGGGAUUGCAUGCACUGACUCGCCGGAGAAAGCGUUACAAACCGCAAAACAGGAUCAAACAGUGCGGAUUUCAGCUGAAGUAUCGGAAACAACUGCUGCUGGGGCGCAUUUUCACCCCGACCAUGAACCAGGAUGCGAUGAAGCUGCAUCAGCUGAAAGUCAACCGAACCUCGAGGCUAAACAAAUUGCUCAGCAUACUGAUGAUGCCCGCUCUACUUCAGACGGCUCAAGCCCGAUACGCCCCGUUGUUCGCAAGAGCAGCCUUAAUUUCGCGUCUCUGCCAGCCAGGGAGCCUCUCGCAGCUGGUAAGAGCAGUGGUGCUCGAGUCUCCCGAAGUAGCCACCUGGAUCACGGAAGGGCAAGCUACUACAACAGGCAAACUGGCGGCAAGAGCAUAGGAGGAACUCUGAUGAAAUCGAAUCGUGAAGAGGACCAAGAACAUGACUUGUUCGCGGAAGAUGCUGCGUUUUCACAAACUGUCACCGACGAUAACAAGACCUAUACUCAACGGCUGCAGGAUCAGAUUAACAUGCUUGGCCAAUCGCAAUCGAAAACUGCAAUUUUCACUCAACAGAGCAAGACACCUGCGCCGAAGACUGCCUCCCCGCUUCCGUUGAAAACCCUUCAGUCUACACCGGGGGCUUUCCCCCAGGAUGACGAUGAUGACUGGAUCGAGCCGCCUGCUACGGUUGGUUUGGCAGCCGAUGACCGGCCGAGUUUCUCGAAGAGUCAUUCUGCAGUUGUCGUGGAAGGUAUCCAAGGCAAGAAGACCAUCGGUCAAACGGAUUUUGUCUUUUCAGAUAACGAAAGUGCUGGUGCUGCUGAAGUAUGUGUACAGGACAGAGUGGUCAAGCAAUCCUACGGUGAUGAAAAACUUGCCUCUGUUCCAGGUAUUCCGAUCAUGGAUCGGACAGACGAAGAACCUCAACUUCAUAAAAAUGUUGCGUCCUUUGCUAAACCAGGUCUCAUGACAGUGGCUGAAAUCAGUGGCUUUGAUACACAGCUUAGAUCGCCCUCUCGAAGUGUUCGAGAAAGCCCUCUAAGACAAGUAAAGAACAAGCUGUCGUCCAUUUUGAAAAGCUCCAGAGGUCUGUUGGCUAGUAGCGCUGCCAUAAGUGCGGAGGGAAAAUCUCUGAUGUCACCAUCAUCAGCUCGCCUUGGCCUGCAUUCCAUCAUGUCGUCAGAAUCGAUUGCUACUAAACAAGGACUGGGUCUUCAAAUCCCGCAAAACACAGCAGUGGAAGCUGAGUCCAGCCCUUCACGAACAACCCGCCGAACCCGGGCUUCAGCCGAAAGGGAGCGAGAGGAGAAGAAGCGCGAAAAAGAAAUCAAAAGACUCGAAGAGCAGAACGAAAAAUUGGAAAAGAUGCGGGAGAAAGAACGCGAAAAAGCCCGCGUUUUCAGUAAAGAACAGGAGAAACUCGCUGCCAUGGAGAAGCAGAUUGCGUUUCAAAAGGAUUACACACCAUUGUCGGCUCAAGAGACCCUUACCUCGACUAAAGCCUUGGACGAAGAAACCGUGUCAAUAGACAAGGACGUCGACAUGGAUGAUGCAUCUUCAGCGCCUGCGCCUUCGGCGUCACAUUCCGGAGUUCGUACUCAUGUUGUGCGUAGCAAAGAGUUCAAGCGACCUGUAAAGCCAACCCGAGAAACACAAAACCGAACAAAGCAGGCGCCCACUGUCAUCAGAGUCAAUACGGGAUCGCAGCACUCGCAGUAUAGAUUGUCCACCGCGCAGCCCGAUACGUCUUCCUCUUCGUCGUCUCAGUCAUCCCAUCAGGUCAGCAGCAAAGUCGGCAAGGCAUCCUUACCACCUAAACCAUCCACUCAAAGCUUGAGAAGUGCAGCAGCGACUAGCCGUGUGAAGGCGCAGGAAUUGGCUGCGAAGAAGAAAGAGCAAGAAGAGCGCGAGGCUCAAAGGCGUCGGGACGCGAAAGCCGAAAUAGAAAGGAAAAAGGCUGCGGCACAGGAGGAACAGCGUAAGCAUGAUCAGCUUAAGCGCCAAGAGGUCGAGCGGCAACGACAACAACAGCAAGAACAAGCAGCCUCACAGGCGCAAAACAAGUGCGGUGCUCAGAGAAAGGCUGCCAUUGAAAAGGCAAAGCAAACUAGAGCACCCCCUCCUGCUGUGCGCUCUCAACCCAAUGGCCCACCCGACUUCUCAACGUUUGAUGACCCUGCGCUCAGUCGACCUCCGUCUCGACCAACGUCCAAUGCCCCAUGGACUCAAGAUGAACCCGGCCGUCCGGUGAAUGCUGUGCUGUCUAACGCUGGUAAAUCUGGCGCAAAGCGGCCAUUGACCCAAGACAAGGGCGAUGAAACCCAAUACAAACAGCCCCAAACACGAGGAGGUGCGGCAUACCAAUCAAACGACGCUAAACGACGCCGGACAAGUGAACCUGCGGACGAAGAAACUGAUGGCUCGAGCCAAAGAAACAUCAGAGGACCACCAGUCCGGCCGUCAGCCGCGUUCAAGAAGGAACUGCCAUCGAAAUCGAUCUUCCAAGCUGGAUACACGAAUGCGCCUCAGAGCAAUGCGCCAAAUCUCUUCAAGGGUCCAGUUCAUGCAUACAGCAGUGCUCAGAUGAAGGGAGUGCAUCCGCUGGACAUGGCACAAAUCUCGAAAGGUGCUAUCCCCUUUGCACCGAACCCCAAUGCUGCUGGAUUAGCACAUAAAACGCCAGCUCGACCAGGUCCCGCCGCAAAUGGCGGCAAGUCCGCCGCUAAAUCUGUCCCUCGAUCUUCCCCGAGGUUCCAAAAUGGCGAAACCAUAGAGCUUCCCGAAAUUCAGACAGAUGACGACAGCGAGGAUGAUGAAUCGAAUGGCGUGACUGUCGCACCUUGGGCGGACUCGCCAGAUCUGAGAAUGGCGCUGAUGCGUCAGGAGACUAUGGAUCCCUCCCGGAUUUUUGGACCCCCUGCACCAUUGAACAUGGAGGAAGUUUUCAACAAGAGCAAGGACAGGUUUCACAAGUUCCGCGCCAGAACCUCUAGUGCUAACUGGAGCGGAGCCGAUCGAUUGACAGAGGAGGAAGUCCGGAAAGAUUUGAUAGCUCGCGACAAACUUCGGCGCGACGGAGGGUGGUCUUACGAAAUGAGUAGGGAUAUGCUGUAG
Molecule: messenger RNA, 3684 nt
Organism: Ustilaginoidea virens
Lineage: Eukaryota; Fungi; Ascomycota; Sordariomycetes; Hypocreales; Clavicipitaceae
Exons: 4
Coding region: 1-3684 (1227 amino acids)
Source: RefSeq, a predicted model, not a curated record